GUUCCCCCCCCGCAAAAUCACCGUUGUUAGGAGGGGGAAUGGUGAAGUAGAAACGGAAACGGGCUGAAUAGCACCUUGACACCAUCUCUGGCAAAAGCAAUGGGUAAGGAAAAGAUCCACAUCAACAUUGUUGUGAUUGGCCAUGUGGAUUCUGGCAAGUCCACCACCACUGGCCACUUGAUCUACAAAUGUGGUGGCAUUGACAAGAGAACCAUCGAGAAGUUUGAGAAGGAAGCUGCUGAGAUGGGCAAGGGUUCCUUCAAGUAUGCCUGGGUUUUGGACAAGUUGAAGGCCGAACGUGAACGUGGUAUUACUAUUGAUAUUUCUCUCUGGAAAUUUGAAACCAGCAAGUAUUAUAUUACCAUUAUUGAUGCUCCUGGGCAUAGGGAUUUCAUUAAGAACAUGAUUACUGGUACUUCUCAGGCUGAUUGUGCUGUUUUGAUUGUUGCGGCUGGUGUUGGUGAAUUUGAAGCUGGCAUAUCUAAGAAUGGCCAGACUCGGGAGCAUGCCCUGCUAGCCUACACUCUGGGUGUGAAGCAGCUCAUUGUUGGAGUGAAUAAGAUGGAUUCUACUGAACCCCCAUAUAGCCAGAAGAGAUAUGAAGAGAUUGUCAAGGAAGUCAGUACUUAUAUCAAGAAAAUUGGUUACAAUCCGGACACUGUGGCAUUUGUACCAAUCUCUGGCUGGCAUGGUGACAACAUGCUGGAGGCUAGUGCUAACAUGACUUGGUUCAAAGGUUGGAAGAUCAAUCGUAAGGAGGGUAAUGCUAAUGGAGUUACUCUAUUGGAGGCUCUGGACUCUAUCUUGCCACCACAACGACCAACAGAAAAGCCUCUUCGCCUUCCUCUACAAGAUGUCUACAAAAUUGGUGGCAUUGGCACUGUACCAGUGGGCCGUGUUGAAACUGGUAUUCUGAAACCUGGAAUGGUAGUAACCUUUGCACCUGUUAAUGUGACAACAGAAGUAAAGUCUGUUGAGAUGCAUCACGAAGCCCUGACUGAAGCUAUGCCUGGUGACAAUGUUGGUUUCAAUGUCAAAAAUGUGUCUGUAAAAGAUGUCCGCCGUGGCAAUGUUGCUGGGGAUAGCAAGAAUGAUCCACCAAUGGAAGCUGCCAACUUCACUUCACAAGUAAUCAUCUUGAACCACCCAGGACAGAUUGCUGCUGGCUAUGCUCCUGUCUUGGAUUGCCAUACUGCUCACAUAGCUUGCAAGUUUGCUGAGUUAAAGGAGAAGAUUGACCGUCGCUCUGGAAAGAAGUUAGAAGAUAACCCCAAGUCCCUGAAGUCUGGCGAUGCUGCCAUUGUUGAAAUGAUUCCUGGAAAGCCCAUGUGUGUUGAGAGCUUCUCUGAGUAUCCACCUCUGGGUCGUUUUGCAGUUCGUGACAUGAGACAGACUGUGGCAGUUGGUGUCAUCAAAGCUGUUGAGAGGAAGGCUACUGGUGCUGGCAAAGUCACCAAGUCUGCCCAGAAGGCUCAGAAAAGCAGAUGAAUUCUACAUCUAUCAGCUGCCACUUCAGCCUCCUCUGUUGGAAGCCCAGCUUUAGAGUGGAUGAUCACAGUUUACCAUUUAAGCUCCAUAAUAAAAGACUGGUUAAUCAAAAUGCAUCGUAAAUACUUCAGAAGGAAAGGAUUGUGGACCAUUUCAUUAGUCUACGUUGUAGCAGUUUUAAGUUAUUAGUUUUUAAAGCUGUACUCUUAAAUAGAAACUAAUGCCUUUACCAACAAUUCUGUCAUAGAAAUUAAAGCUGUUGAACAUAAA
Molecule: messenger RNA, 1758 nt
Organism: Carcharodon carcharias (great white shark)
Lineage: Eukaryota; Metazoa; Chordata; Chondrichthyes; Lamniformes; Lamnidae
Gene: eef1a1a
Product: eukaryotic translation elongation factor 1 alpha 1a
Exons: 8
Coding region: 100-1488 (462 amino acids)
Biological process (GO): translation; translational elongation
Molecular function (GO): GTP binding; translation elongation factor activity; GTPase activity
Source: RefSeq, a predicted model, not a curated record